UCCACGCACGAAGCACCACAGCAGCCCACGCCGAUAACACAAUGGCUCCAUCAGCAAAGACCAGCAAGGGCAAGCCCAGCAAGCCGUCCGCAAAGGCCAACGCAGCGGCCAAAGCGACACUGCGCGGAGUCAACUCGCACAAGACGACAAAGGUCCGCAAGAGCACCUCGUUCCACCUCCCGAAGACCCUCACCCUCUCGCGCGCACCGAAAUACCCGCGCAAGUCGGUCCCUUCGCAGCCUCGUCUCGAUGCCGGCAAGAUCAUCAUCCACCCGCUCAACACCGAGAGCGCGAUGAAGAAGAUUGAGGAGAACAACACCCUUGUCUUCAUUGUCGACGUCAAGGCGAACAAGAGGCAGAUCAAGGAGGCGUUGAAGAAGCUUUACGACGUUGAUUGCAUCAAGAUCAACACCAUGAUCCGACCAGACGGCUCCAAGAAGGCUUUCGCCCGCUUGACCCCAGAUGUCGAUGCCCUCGACAUUGCGGCUACCAAGCUCGCCAUUGUCUAAACGACACACCAAAAAUGAGGAGGAAGGCUUUGACUUGCAUUCGUCACCGGCGUUCGAGCAUCAGUCGCUCGCGGGGUUUGGGAAAAUCGGAGUUCAUAUUUGCCGGGUAUACCAGACGCUCGACGGUAUAUGGUAUACAGUCUAUCAUACCACUGCCAUGCUAUCAAGCCUUUCGCCCUCCA
Zymoseptoria tritici IPO323 is the source of this 691-nucleotide messenger RNA. RefSeq names its product 60S ribosomal protein L25. Gene Ontology annotation, molecular function: structural constituent of ribosome. The record is from RefSeq and is a predicted model, not a curated record. Gene Ontology annotation, biological process: ribosomal large subunit assembly; translation. The coding region runs from base 42 to 509 and encodes 155 amino acids. The transcript has 4 exons. Gene Ontology annotation, cellular component: ribosome; cytosolic large ribosomal subunit. NCBI's taxonomy places the organism in Eukaryota, Fungi, Ascomycota, Dothideomycetes, Mycosphaerellales, Mycosphaerellaceae.